This is a messenger RNA of Jaculus jaculus (lesser Egyptian jerboa), 4012 nucleotides long. It is a transcript of the gene Mapre2, whose product is annotated as microtubule associated protein RP/EB family member 2. Bases 141 to 1121 code for a protein of 326 amino acids. Gene Ontology annotation, molecular function: microtubule plus-end binding. The transcript is spliced from 7 exons. Gene Ontology annotation, biological process: regulation of microtubule polymerization or depolymerization; spindle assembly; protein localization to microtubule plus-end. Lineage: Eukaryota; Metazoa; Chordata; Mammalia; Rodentia; Dipodidae. The record is from RefSeq and is a predicted model, not a curated record. Gene Ontology annotation, cellular component: microtubule plus-end; spindle midzone; cytoplasmic microtubule.
CCGGAGCCAGCGAGCCGGAGCCGGGGCGCGAGCAGGCGGCUGCAGCCCGUGCGGAGCAGGCGAGCCAGCGAGCGGGAAGACGAGCCACCUCCUCCUCAGCCAGCUCCCCGCCGUUUGUUCCCUUUCUCGGGAGUGCGCCAAUGCCUGGGCCGACCCAAACCCUGUCCCCAAAUGGCGAGAACAACAACGACAUCAUCCAGGAUAACGGGACCAUCAUUCCUUUCCGGAAGCACACAGUGCGCGGGGAGCGUUCCUACAGUUGGGGAAUGGCAGUCAAUGUGUAUUCUACCUCAAUAACCCAAGAGACUAUGAGCAGACAUGACAUCAUUGCCUGGGUUAAUGACAUAGUAUCUUUAAACUACACAAAAGUGGAACAGCUUUGUUCAGGAGCAGCUUAUUGCCAGUUCAUGGACAUGCUCUUUCCAGGCUGCAUCAGUUUGAAGAAAGUCAAAUUUCAAGCAAAGUUGGAACAUGAGUAUAUUCACAAUUUUAAACUUCUGCAAGCAUCGUUUAAGCGAAUGAACGUUGAUAAGGUAAUUCCAGUGGAGAAGCUAGUGAAGGGCCGUUUCCAGGACAACCUGGAUUUUAUUCAGUGGUUUAAGAAAUUCUAUGAUGCUAACUACGAUGGAAAGGAGUAUGAUCCUGUGGAGGCACGACAAGGGCAAGAUGCAAUCCCACCCCCUGACCCAGGCGAACAGAUCUUCAACCUGCCCAAAAAGUCUCACCAUGCAAACUCCCCCACAGCAGGUGCAGCUAAAUCAAGUCCAGCAGCUAAACCAGGAUCCACACCUUCUCGUCCCUCAUCUGCCAAAAGGGCUUCAUCCAGUGGCUCGGCGUCCAGAUCUGACAAAGACUUAGAAACACAGGUCCUACAGCUUAAUGAGCAGGUACAUUCAUUAAAGCUUGCCCUAGAAGGUGUGGAGAAAGAGAGGGAUUUCUACUUUGGAAAACUGAGAGAGAUUGAGCUACUCUGCCAAGAGCAUGGGCAGGAAAACGAUGACCUCGUGCAGCGGCUAAUGGAAGUGCUCUACGCUUCAGAUGAGCAGGAGGGCCCCACGGAGGAGCCCGAGGCUGAGGAGCAGGCCCCUGAGCAGCAGCCCCAGCAGCAAGAAGAGUACUGAACCAACCGGCUCCGCAGCUCCACAUGCCUCAGGGUGUGGGGACUUUUCUUUUGGAGAAUUGGACGUGUGUGGCCUCAAGCUCAAUAGAAGCCAGCUGUUCCCAACCUGCUGUCAUCAACGCAUUCUUGCAUAUGCCAGCCACUGCACUUGGUUCCCGUUUCCUUUGCCAAGAUGCAUUAGCAGAUGGCCGUUCAGGUCACCUACCUGUGAAAUCAUAGGGUCACAUACCUUCAACUUCACCACUGCUGCUUGAGAUUGGUUCUGUUCUUUCCCUCAUUUCUUUCCAGAAUAACUCCUCCCCCACCAACACCACCUCCACCCCUUUCUAUCCUGGUGUGAAACAAUGGUAAUUUGAUAUAUGGUAUUUAUAUUGGCAUUUCUCAACCCAGUGUCACUAGAUGUCACAUGCAUUUGUGGUGCUUUGAUGUGUUCAAGUCUAACUUCCGAUCACAAAUUUGGUCAAAUCAUUGAUUGGAACAAAGGGAAAUAGAUACUUGAUAUGAAAGCCAUACGACAGUAGCUUGUGUUGUGGGGGGACAUAGUUUCUCCUCUACUCACAACACUAAAGGAAAACGAAUGGAUUCAGACCUAGGACUUCCGGGCCCAGCAGUGCUGACAAAGCAGCAUGUGACACAGUAUGUUAUGAGUUUUCAGACAUUCAGUCAAGAAAAACACCAUCUCAGCUUGGCCCUUGCUCCAUGAGCUCCUGCCCUACUGCCCCUUCCAAAAUUCUCAUGUUAUUUUCUUUCUCAGGGUCCUUUCUGGUGGGCAGCCACUAUCUCCAAGGUAUUUUCACCAAUAAUUUCUAGUGUAAAGGGGGUCUUGGUAGGCACAAGUCUCUUUUCAUCAUCCCUUUUCCUCCCUGUAUGGGUUUCAACCCCAAAUCCUGCCAUUCACAUGAGAGGAUUCCUACCAAAGGGUAAGUAGGGUUUGCGGCCCAUGCACCAGAGUCAUGAUUCAUGUUUUCCCACUGGCUGCAAGGCUGGAAGUGAAGCCCCAAUUUAUAGCUUAAUUCCAAGGGAGAAGCGUGGCUCUGCAGUAGACUCCUGUGACUCCCACUACCUUCUGGAAUAAGGAAUCUCCCCUCUGCAGCACAAGGGCCCUUCGUGUCACUGACAUUUGCUAAACCGUAGCAAUUAAUAAACAGAGGAAACAUCACUGAAUUUGAAGCAUUCCUUACUUUUUUAAGUAAUAUUUGCACAUUUUCUUGGUCUCUUUCCACAUCUUUGCCUCCCUGCCCCCUUUAAUAGAUGGUAUCUCUUCCUAGAUCAUCAUAUUACAUUGGACUUGGACUCCAGGUGUGCUGACACUUGUUGUCUGACUUAACAGAUUCAACCAAUACAGAUCUUCCCACCCCCCUAUCUGCCUAACUGAAAAGCUUAAAAUAAAUUUCUGAAUUAUGCAUCACAAAACUUUGAAAUUUCUUUAUUAAUUGAUGAAACACUAAUUCUAAGCUCUCACAUUGAAACCUUUUCACCAAGAGAAGUCUUUCCAAAAUAAACCUUUUUUUCGGCGAACUUGUAUUUAUUGAGUUCUAUGUGGGGAAAGAUGGCUGUGUUUUAGAAAGAGUUACAGCACACUGUGUGGGCCUGGAUGGGUGUUCCGGGGCGCUGGCUUCCCCGUCUUCUCUUUGCUCCCUCUGCUCUGCAGCAGCAGCAGCUCAUUUCUCUGAGGCUGGCAAGCCUGGCUCCUGCAGUGACGUCCUCCCACAGCACCUCCUGAACUUGUACUUAACUGGCUUUCCUUAACUAAAAAAAAAAUUCUUAUAAAGGCACAAUAAAGAGCUGCUCACAGAUAACUAUAGUGAUUCAUUGGCCAUUCUAUCUGUCCUGGAUAUCUCAAAUGCCCAGGUGGUUCAUGGCACACUCCUGUGAAUGGGUACCAGGGAAUCAGAAUCCUGCCUUCUCCAGAGCCUCUUGAUGCCAUUGGAUCAGCAUCAAGUGACCCUUGCUCGAAGCAUGCUGUUUCUUCCAUCUUCCUAGCCUUCUUAGCUGGAGACACACUGGCCACAUCUUAGGCUACAAAGAGAACUUUCUACCUGCCAUACUCCAUUCUCCUUCCCAGUGGCUUGGGCCAGACUGUUGAUUCAUUUAGAGAAGAGCUAUGCAUUCCUCUCCCUGUGUCCAUCUUAGACAUCUUCUGUGGAGCUCUAUCCCACAUGAUGUCAUGGAUGCUUUCAUGGAGUCCUUCACCACAGCUUCUGAGUCAGUCUUCUUGGGCUGUGACCACCCCCACACCUGUGUACCCCACUCUUGCACAGUGUGGGACACCAUCAUUCCCUCAUCUGGGCAUUCAGGGUGCAAAUUCCCCCACACGCCACCCCAGUCACGUGUCAUCGUGCUGGCCUCCAGCAUCCCAGGAUACGUGCCCUGCUCCUCAGGAAGCCGGUUUCUUUCUUAGUCCCUUCACACCCACUACUGGCUGGUUAGAGCACCUCCACUCUCAGAAGGGAGUGAUUGAAGCAGGGGUCACAGAGAAAGCUCAUGUCCAUUCUAAGCAGAAAAGCAGGAAAAAAAGACACAUACCCUGUUGAACUGAGAGAAGUAAACUCCAGAAGGGACCCAAGAUUUCCUCCCUUCCCUGGUGAGUAUGUCCAUUAUUCCGUUAAGGUUUAAUAUGCAUCCAGAUUACUUUUACUAAAUAGUACACCAUAAAGUUUUUGUUAUAUAUUAAAUGUAAACUGAAAGGAAUGUAAACAUAUGUAUUGUUAAUUAUAAAUAUAGAUAAGAAUUGACAUAAUAGAUGAAAAGGUCUUAUCUAAAUGUAUCACAUUCAUUUUACAUUACCCACCUAUUGUCGCAUGGUAGAAUAGUUUUUUUGUCUCUGAAUAUGUGAAUAACUUGACUUGUGUUGAUCUUUUUACAUAUUUAAUAAAAAAAUAUAUGGUAAAA